Molecule: messenger RNA, 1938 nt
Organism: Perkinsus marinus ATCC 50983
Lineage: Eukaryota; Perkinsozoa; Perkinsida; Perkinsidae
Product: succinate dehydrogenase, putative
Exons: 10
Coding region: 1-1938 (645 amino acids)
Cellular component (GO): intracellular membrane-bounded organelle; membrane
Molecular function (GO): heme binding
Source: RefSeq, a predicted model, not a curated record
AUGUUGUACCCCAAAGGUCUUCAGAGUCAGGGUUGGGACUUCUUCUUCUUCUUCUGGUUGAUGGAUUCCUCAGAGUCUUCACGCGCCCCCACUCGAGUGCCAAGAAGUCGGACAGUGGCAGUUGAAGCGAGCCGAGCUACUCCUACUCGACCACCACCUCGGAAGGCCCCUCCGACGUGUAUUGUUGCUCACAAUAAGCCUGAUCGAUUAGUGACUUAUCGUCGUGGCCAACUGGUGCAAGCGUUCAUAUCGCAAAUACCAGAGAACGACUACGACCCCGACAUAGGGUGGAUGAAGGUUGGCAGUCGUGUCGAAGGACAGGUGUCACCACGUCUUGGCAUGACGGACGGCUGGGUGGACGCUACUAUUGUUGAUGAUUUUGACAAGAGCCAGUAUCAGGCUGAAUUGAGGGAAACCUGGCCGGUGGUUGAGUACACCCACACACUUUGGGGGGAUGGUCGAGGGGCUAUGCUGGAUGGCAACAAGGCUUAUAACCUUCGACAGUCAAUGAGGAUGGAGCACAUCAGAUUAGCGACCUCGGAGCGCCGAACGCCUAGUCUCAGCCUGUUAAUCGUUCGUUAUGGUGAUGGCAAUCGAAGGGUUGAUACUAGGUUCGAUAUGGCAGUUACUGAUGAGCUUAUAACUGAUCUCAUGCGAGAUGGUAUUUACGCUACAUACGGUACUGACUAUGAAUGUUGGUGUGCAUUCAUCCGACAUACUUCUGAUUUGCCGAGAAUCUCAGAAGCGUGGGCGCGAUCUACUCUGACGCGGUCGGGGUGUAAGAACCUCGCGGCGAUGUAUUUCCUAUGGGGGGCUGUUCAUGGCGAUCACAAGCCGGGAUAUGUGGAGUACUCGAGCUUGUUUGAUCUGAUGCAAAGAAUGGAAUCGGUGGGAAUACCGACGAGAUGGCCGAAUCCAGUAUCACUUUAUAGAGUUUUGAGCAGCAAGUCUUGGCAAGCCGCGUUGGCGACUAAUACGGCCUUGAGAAUCCCGCCGACCACGACUAUUCAACGCGCGGAUUUUGUGCAAGACCCGACAGGAACUUGUCGGAACGCGGUGAGAGCUCUUGAAAUGCAGUCUGAUGUGUUGUGGAGUAACACGAGAGCUUUGUCGGUGUAUUCGGAAAAAGGAGUGGUGAAAAUUGGGUACUCGUGGAUGGCUGAAGGAGUUAAGUCGUUUUAUGGCAUUAUCGAUUUGGAGAAGAAAGCGCGAGCGUUGUGGGAAUCACUACCGAACCGGGAGUCCACUUUGAUGGUGCAGCAUCGUAUCGACGAUAUUGUCACCGAACCCAGGGUCUUCGUCUUCAACGGCAAACACCGUGCUUUGUACGACUUGAUUUUCUGGUGGCGAAAGCGAAACCGGGGAGCACCACUGCUGUUGGAGGAGCUGGAGGACGGCAGAGAUCUCCUAUGGAGGAAAGUUCUGGACGUUACUGAGUUCCUUGGGGUCCAUCCUGGUGGGGAAAAAUCAAUUAUGAACUUUGCGGGAAAAGACGCGUCGAAAAUGUUCAACAUGAUCCACUCACCCGACCUGGAGGACGGCUCGAGAGUUACUAUAGUGGAUUUCUCAGCGGUCGGUGAUAUGGGUUCUCCGAAAGGAAUAUUGAUGUCGGAAGUCGCCAAGCAUUGCACUGACGAGGAUUGUUAUAUUGUGGUUAAUGGCGAGGUCAUUGACGUUAGUAGUUUCCUGUGUGUUCAUCCUGGUGGAAAAGAGUGUAUUAUGAAUUUCGCUGGCCGCGAUGCUAGUGAGAAAUACAAUUUGGUUCACCCGAAGGGAUAUGUUGCGAAAUAUGUCCCUGAGCUCGUUCUUGGGCAGAAAAGAACGUAUUUCGAUGAAGGAUUGGGAAAUGGCCAUAACUGGCGCGAUACUAUUGAUAUUCUUGUUGGUUCAUUUACUGCAAUUUCGACUGGCACCAGCAUCUCUAUUGAGUUCCUUUAG